AGUCGCAGCCGUCCGAUUCCCCCGAAGCAGGAUCCAACGGCCGAGAGACAUCAAUCCCCUCCUAUAAAAGAGCCCCACACCCCCCCCUCUCCUCCCUCAUAGUAAUUCGAUUCAUCAUCGUGGUUCGAUCUCAUUUUCAAUUCUCUCUCUUGCUCUCGUCCUCGGUCUCGUUCUCAAUCCAUGGCGGAAUCCAACAUCAACGACAACGAAGUCCCCAUCGAGAGGGAGGAGGAGAGGUUGAGGUACCUGGAGUUCGUGCAGGGCGCGGCGGUGCAGGCGCUGCUGUGCGCAGCGGCGGCGUACGCGUACGCGAAGGAGAGCGCGGGGCCGCUGAGGCCCGGGGUGGAGAGCGUCGAGGGCACCGUGAAGAGCGUCGUCGCCCCCGUCUACGAGCGCUUCCAUGGCGUCCCCUUCCACCUCCUCAAGUUCGUCGAUCGCAAGGUCGGCGAGUCGGUCCAAGAGCUGGAGCGGCACAUGCCGUCGGUCGUGAAGGAGGCCCCAGGGCUGGCCAGGUCUGUGGCGGACGAGGUCCAGCGGUCCGGCCUUGUCGGGACCGCAGCUGGCCUGGCCCGUGCGGCCAUUGCCCGGUGCGAGCCCACCGCAAAGGACCUCUACACCAAGUACGAGCCGGAGGUGGAGCGCCGUGCGGUGUCGGCAUGGCGGUCGCUGAACCGGCUCCCGCUGUUCCCACAGGUGGCGCAUGUGGUGGUCCCCACCGCUGCCCACCUCUCCGAGCGCUACAACCGCACCGUCUCCUACUCUGCCGAGCAGGGCUACACCGUUGCCACCUACCUCCCCCUCGUCCCAACCGAGCGCAUUGCCAGGGUGUUCGGCGAGACGCCCAAUGCGCCGGAGAUGGAGCCCAUCGGCGCGCAGUGAGAGAUAUAAUUGCUGCUGCUACUAUAUGAAGCUCUCAUUUAGGUACUCGAUAAAAUGCGGACGUGUCUGUUUCCUUCUAUCAAUGGUUAUGUAUAUAUAGGCGUUCUACUAUUGUCACUUUCGUUAAAAUUCUGCAGAUUGAGGACACUAUAAUAUGUGCUUGAAAGGUUUCGAGUGCUCUGAAUAUUUUGUGAAUGCAAUUCCUAGCUUGUGUUGUGUUGGUCUAGAAGCUGUGCUGAAGUUCCGGAGAGUUAUACUUUAUUUGAAUCUGUGUGCAGUUGAAAUUGCAGUGCAGUUGUAAUUGUACGCGACCAAACAAAUCCUUGAGUUUUUA
Molecule: messenger RNA, 1213 nt
Organism: Ananas comosus (pineapple)
Lineage: Eukaryota; Viridiplantae; Streptophyta; Magnoliopsida; Poales; Bromeliaceae
Product: REF/SRPP-like protein Os05g0151300/LOC_Os05g05940
Exons: 3
Coding region: 181-879 (232 amino acids)
Source: RefSeq, a predicted model, not a curated record